This is a messenger RNA of Drosophila eugracilis, 934 nucleotides long. Its product is annotated as serine protease 1. The record is from RefSeq and is a predicted model, not a curated record. Gene Ontology annotation, biological process: proteolysis. Lineage: Eukaryota; Metazoa; Arthropoda; Insecta; Diptera; Drosophilidae. Gene Ontology annotation, molecular function: serine-type endopeptidase activity. Bases 42 to 863 code for a protein of 273 amino acids. The transcript is spliced from 2 exons.
ACAGUUGAGUUCCUUUAACUGAACAAGCAACAAUACCCAAGAUGAAGUUCCUGAUCAUCCUUGCCCUGGCCGUGGCCGCCUCCGCUUUCCCGGAAGCGGAGCUGCAGCACCGUAGCCGUGAGAUGCCUGUGGUUGGCGACAUCGAGGGUCGCAUCACCGGAGGAAAAACCGCUGCUGUCGGACAGUUCCCCUACCAGGUUGGACUUUCCCUUAGGCUGAGUGCUCUUUCCAGCGCCUGGUGCGGUGGCUCUCUGAUCGGAAGCCAAUGGGUUUUGACCGCUGCUCACUGUACCGAUGGAGUUCAGUCCGUGACCGUCUACCUGGGUGCUACCGUGCGUACCUCCGCCGAGAUUACCCACACCGUCUCCAGCUCCGACAUCAUCAUCCACGCCGACUGGAACAGCUCCAACCUGCGCAACGACAUCUCCCUGAUCAAGAUCCCUGCCGUCAGCUCUAGCAGCAGGAUCUCUGCCAUCGCCCUCCCAGCUAUUGCCAGCUCCUACUCGACCUAUGUUGGUGAGACCGCUGUCGCCUCCGGAUGGGGUCGUACUAGCGACUCUUCCUCCUCUGUGGCCACCAACCUGCAGUACGUCGACUUGACUGUCAUCACCAAUGCCGUGUGCGCUAGCACCUACGGAACCUCGAUUGUGACCAGUGGCCAGAUCUGUGUCCAGACCCCCAACGGUCAGUCCACCUGCAACGGUGACUCCGGCGGUCCUUUGGUGCUCGAGGCCAAGAAGGUCCAGAUCGGUCUGACCUCCUUCGGUGCCGCUGCCGGUUGCGAGAAGGGCUAUCCCGCUGCCUUCACCCGUUUGACCAGCUACUUGGAUUGGAUCAAGACCAACACUGGCAUCUCCUACUAAGGGAACAGUCAGGAACUUUAACAACGCAAAAAUAUAAAAAUCGUUUAAAAAAACUUUAUUGAUUUAUGAUU